AUGGCGCUUGCCCAAUGCCAGCCGGGAGUGUGGCAGGGCAUCCUGGUAAGCUUGGCGCCCUUCGUUCCACUAGAGGCCUUCCGAUGGCAGCUCCUCUCCAAGCGCAUCAGCGCGGAGCUGCUUUGGCCCCAGGUCUUCGAAGGCCUGGAUCUCACCGGCCGAUGCAUUGGCCCGGAGGGCGCCCUGGCUUUGAGCCGCCGACUUCCCAGAACCCAGCGGAAGCUCAGUCUCGACGUGAGCGAGUGCGGGCUGGGCCGCGAAGGGCUCCGGUACCUGGCAGAGGCCUUGCCGGAGACCCUCACAGCGCUGCAUCUGGAUGUUGGCCGCAACGGGCUAGAAGGCGCCGAUCUCGAGGUCCUGCUGCGGCGCUUGCCGGCAAAGGCCCAGCGGCUGGAGCUUGGCUUGGCCGCCUCUGGUCUGGGCCCACAGGGCGCAAGUGACUUGGCCGCCCGCCUGCCGCCCACUUUGAAGGAGCUAUUUCUUGAUCUCAGCUUUUGCCGCUGCGGGGAUGGCCUGCUGCAGGCUGUAGGGCAGCUGCCGCUGACACACCUGGAGCUGAAGUUGGUGUCCACCGGCUUGAGGCUGAGCGGCCUGAGGUCGUUGCCUCCCACCUUGCAAGAGCUUCGCCUGGACUUGGACCGCCUGGAGGAUGGCAGGUUCGCUUGGGAUUGGCCCCCCGGCCUGCGGGCGCUGGAGAUCACGUCUCCGGCGCUUGAUCUGCCGGCGCUGCUGCCGGCGCUGGCGGAGCUGCGGCUCCGGGACCUGCGCCUCGACGCGCCGAAAGAGGACCUUGAUGCCGGGGUCUUCUUUUGGCUGGGCCAGUGCCUGCCGCCUUGUCUAAAGCGUCUUGAGCUGGACUGCUUGGGCAGCCCAUCGGCCACAAAACUGUCUUUGCUCCUGCAGCAGCUGCCGUCAAACCUGACACAGCUGCGCCUGGAGUGCGGCCAAAGCCAGGGGGGCCAUCAGGACCCUUUGGCCAACGACUUGCCAAACCUGCGCGGCCUGACACACCUGGACCUGGGCCUGUCCGGCUGCAUCUCUGCGGCAGGGCUGGAGGCGCUGCUCCUGGCAGUGCCCGACGUGAGAGUCCUUCGGCUGGACGCCUACCGCAGCGAGUGGUCGAACCUGGCGAAGGGGGCGGCGCAGCUGGCCAAGCUUUCGUCGCUGUCGGACUUGGAGCUUUGCCUGGGCAUGUGCCCCAGGCUCGAAGAUGAGGACGUGGCUGCCAUCCUGCAGCACUUGCCCCCCUCGCUGCGGCGGCUGUCCCUGGACGUGAGCUCCACGGAGCUGCACCUGCCGGUGUCGCCGCAGCUUCCGGAGCUUUGUGAGUUGGAGCUGAAGCUGGGCCACACCAAGGCGCUUCCGCUGGCCGAGCCGUGGCUGGACCGCCCGCGUUUGCGGCGCCUGUGCCUAGACUUGCGUGGGGCCCAGGACUGCUUGGAGAUGCCAUGGCAGCCGGAGCUGCGGCACUUGAAGCUGGAGCUGCGCGGCUGCCCGGUAGGGCCCCCAGCGCUGCGCAGCCUGGGCCGGUCCUUCCAAAAGCUGUCGACUCUGGAGCUAGACUUUUGCCUUUGCGGCCUUGGCCUGGAGGGCAUCUCCACGCUCGCGGCGCAGCUGCCGGAGCGUUUGUCGCAGCUGUCCCUGGACUUGGGCAGCUGCGCCCUGGGCGACUCUGGCGCCGAAAUAUUGGCGAAGCAUAUGCCUCAGCGGCUUUCCCGCCUGAACCUGCAGCUGGGAAACACCGAGAUGAGCGAGAGUGGCCUGCUGGCCAUCGCCCGGGCACUGCCGAAGCAGCUGAGUCAGCUGCAGCUGGGCGUUGCCUAUUUGGCAGCCCAAAGCGACUGCCUCCUGAGCCUCAGCCCUUCGCUUCCCAAGUUCCUGGCGAAGUUGGUCUUGGACCUCCGCUGUUGCCGCGUCGGCACAAAGGGCCUGGCAGUUUUGGCCCACAGCUUGGGGCCCAACUUGGCGCAGCUGGAGCUGGACUUCCAGAAGUGCGAGCUGCCCACCGACGCGCGGCAAGGGUUCCUGGGAGCGCUUUUGGCCAAGCGGCUCCUUGGGAGCUCCACGCUGCGGUGGUGGAAGCAGCUGUCGCAGUACUCCUACUUCCAGAAGAAUUCCAUGCAGGCCAUCCCCAUGUGGAGCUACAAGGCGAGCGGCAGAGUCCUUUGUGGCCGUAAAUUUGACGUCCUGGCGACGCAUGCCGGGCUGACGUUGGUCCUGAUGGUGCGCAUGGUCUUCAUGCAUAUCAGGCUCAGGAGCUUUGUGGCUAAGAAGAGUGGGCUCAAAGGCGCCAUCUCACGCUUUGACCUGGAGACCGAAGACGACGAAAAGCCGGAGGAGCCUCGAAAGGCAGAGGCAGAGGUCCAGCUCAUCCAGCCAUUGGCGCAUCGGCAGAGGCGCUUCUACAAGCGUGCCAUGGCGGCAGCCGGCAAGCAGGAUGGCCUGAACUACAAGGACCUGGAAUAUGCUUUGCAGGAGGGCAAGUUGCAGGAGGCGGUGACACGAGCAGUCUACGCCACCUGCUUGGAAGGAGGCGGCACGCCCUUCACUGUGCGGGGCUCGGUCCGGGCCUUUGUCAAGGGCUGCGCGGCGACUCUCAGGGAGGUGCCCUCCGCCAAGUUGCCCGGGCACUCGGAGGCGGCGCCGGGCAGCCCAGAUUUGAGGGCUGGCAACACCUGCUCUCCACAGAUGAAACCCGGAGGGGUGAUGUGCCCAGAGGAGCGUGGCAUUCUCAGCGGAAACCAGCAGCCGCGGGUUGGUGAGCAGCUGGAGAUGUUGCAGAAUCAGACGGAGCGCAUGGCAGCUUCAGCCCAUGAGGGAUGGCAGGGCUGGGUGCCAUGCUCCUCCCAGGCAGAGCGAUCCUUGGAGAUCAGGUAUCACGCGGCCUGUGAUAGCAUGCCAGCGCCGGCCUUGGUGAAGCACGGAAACUGGUGGCGGCAGGAGUGGCCAUGGGAUGAAGAAAUCAAGAAAAGGAAGCUUACCGAGGAAGCGCAGGUCCCAUCAAUCUCUGACAAAUGGCGGCUGGUGGACUUGUUCUUGGAGUACAAGGGCCUGGUGACGCAGCACAUCGACUCGUACAACCACUUUGUGGGCGUGCGAAUGCAGCAGAUCGUCAAGGCGACCAGCAACAAUGUGGUGCGAAGCGAAUCUGACAAGAACUGGUUCCUGCGGUAUGAGAACAUCCGUGUGGGAAAGCCAUCGAAGACCGAAGACAUGGUGGUGUCAGAAACAAACCCACAUAUGUGCCGUUUGAGGGACUUGACCUACGCUGCUCCCAUCUUUGUAGAUGUGAUCUACUACAAGGGCGACCGUCGUCAUAUCCGGAAACGCGACCUUGAGAUCGGCAUGCUUCCAGUGAUGUUGCGCAGCAACCUGUGCGUUCUCAGUGGGAAGAGCAAAGAAGAAGAGGUAGUGGCCCUGGGUGAGUGCCCCUAUGACCCUGGAGGAUACUUCAUCGUGAAGGGGGUGGAGCGGGUGCUCAUGAUGCAGGAGCAGGCUCUCAUGAACCGGAUUGUCGUGGAGUACGACUCGAAGAAAGUACUCCAAGCCUUUGUUACUUCAUCCAGUGAAGACAACAAGAGCCGCACGGUCGUGGUAGCCAAUCCGCUGGCACGGAAGAAGGGUUUGUAUGUCAAGCACUCUUCGUUUGCAGAGCUCAUCCCGAUCUCCAUCCUCAUGAAGGCCAUGGGCGUGCAGAGUGACAUGGAGAUUGUUCAGAUGGUCGGCAUCGAGAGGAAAUACCUGGAUACCUUGAUGAUCUCCUUGCAAGAGUGCCACGAGAGGAACAUUUUCUCGCAGAAGGCUGCACUGGACUACCUGGCGGCAAAGAUCAAGGUCAGACCAGGACAGGAGCGGCGGCGCAAGGAAGACCCCAUGGACCUCAUUCAUAGACAAGUUUUGUCACACGUGGAGUGUCAGAACCAAAACCUGGCACCCAAGAUUCGCUACUUUGGCCUGAUGAUCCGCCGUGUAAUCAACGCCAUGUAUGACCCGCGCUUGGUGGAUGACAGAGAUUACUAUGGCAACAAGCGCUUGGAGCUAUCUGGGCAGCUGGUGGAGGUGCUUUUUGAGGACCAAUUCAAGAGCAUGAACUCCGAGUUGCAGAAGCAAGCCGACUUGCUCCUUUCCAAGUGGCACCAAUCUUCGGCAGCACGCGCCAAGGACAUGUCCUCGUAUCCUGAUAUCCUGGAGUCGUGGCAAGACCGAUCGCGACUCACAAGGGCGAUGGCCAAUGCAAUCUCAACCGGGAACUGGAACAUCAAGCGCUUCCGCAUCGACCGGGCAGGUGUCUCGCAGGUCUUGUCCAGGUUCUCCUACAUGUCCUGCGUGGGAUCCAUGAUGCGAGUGAAGUCGCAGUUCGAGAAAAGCAGGAAGGUUGCAGGCCCCCGAGCCCUGCAGCCGUCGCAGUGGGGGAUGCUUUGCCCAGCAGACACUCCAGAGGGGGAACAGUGCGGACUGGUCAAGCACCUGGCCUUGCUUACGCACGUGACUACAGGCGAAGGUCAAGGAGGAGCUGCCUUGCGGCAGAUGUGCUACUGUCUCGGGGUCGAGGACGCCCAUGCCAUGAGCGGCGAAGAGCUUCACCAUAUUGGGAACUACUUGGUGUUUCUCAACGGCAACCUGCUGGGUAUCCAUCGCAGGCCCAAGCGGUUCAUGGCCAGUCUGCAGCAGCUCAGGCGUCGAGGUUUGAUCGGGGAGUUUGUGUCCAUCUACGAGGACGAAGGCUGGCAUGCUAUCUUUGUAGCAUCGGAUGGGGGUCGCCUGUGCCGGCCCUUGAUCAUCGUUGCGGAUGGCAAGCCGCGCUUCAUCCCCGAGAAGCAUGUCCCCAUGAUGCUGAAGAGGCGCGAGGAGGGCCGCAUGUCCUUUGCGGACUUCCUGCAGCAGGGGGUAGUGGAGUGGGUGGAUGUGAAUGAGGAAAACAACCUCUUCAUCGCUUUGCAUCCCGAAGACAUCACUGCGGAGACGACUCAUUUGGAGAUCGAGCCCUUCACCUUGUUAGGCGUUGUGUCCGGCCUGAUCCCGUAUCCCAACCACAACCAGUCUCCACGCAACACCUACGAAUGCGCCAUGGGAAAGCAAGCGAUGGGCUGCAUCGCCAUGAAUCAGUUCACUCGCUCAGACACGCUUUUGUUGGGCCUGGUCUACCCCGAGAAGCCGCUUUGCGCCAGCAAGACCUUGAAUCUGGUGAACUUUCACCACCUGGGCGCUGGUCAGAAUGCCUCGGUGGCUGUGAUGAGCUACAGCGGCUACGACAUUGAGGAUGCCAUCAUCAUGAACAGAGCUGCUCUUGACCGCGGCUUCGGAAGGUGUUUUGUGAUGCGACGCCAGAGUGUGCAGAUGGUAGCUCACUCGGACGGCUCCACAGAUUUGCUGGCGCCACCUGCGAAGAACGACGGGAAGGCGGGCAGACGCGGCCACAAUGCCAGGCAGAGUGUUUUGGAUGACGAUGGUAUGGUUCGACCCGCUGAAAAGGUGGAGGAUGGGUUUUGCUUGGCCAACAAGAUCAGUCCGGUAGAUACCAAAGGAAUUCAAGAGUUCACCGGCGCCCACAUGAAGUACAAGUCAACGCCGGUGAACUACAAGAACCCAGUAUCUUCUUACAUUGAUCGUGUGCUGUUAACUACCGACGCAGAGGGUAUGAAAGUCUACAAGGUCAUUACUCGUCAAACGAGGCGGCCAGAGGUGGGCGACAAAUUUGCCUCGCGUCACGGUCAGAAAGGCGUGGUCGGCCUCAUAGUGCCGGAGCAGGACCUGCCUUUCUCAGAGACAGGAUGGAGGCCAGAUCUGAUCAUGAACCCGCACGGUUUUCCUUCUCGGAUGACUGUGGGGAAGAUGUUGGAGUGCAUUGGGUCGAAGGCCGCGGUGAUGGAAGGCCAGUUCGCCAACGGCUCCGCCUUUGGCGGCACCCCUGCGCAGGAGAUCUACAGGACUUUGAUCAGCCACGGCUUCGCGCCAACUGGCAAAGACUACCUGACCAGCGGCAUCACGGGGGAGCCCAUCGAAGCCUACAUUUUUUGCGGGCCGAUCUACUACCAGAAGUUGAAGCACAUGGUGGUCGACAAAAUGCACGCUCGCGCCCGCGGGCCGCGAAUGCUGCUCACGCGGCAACCCACUGAGGGUCGUGCCAAGGAGGGUGGACUUCGCUUGGGGGAAAUGGAGCGAGAUUGCUUGGUGGCCUACGGUGCCUCCAACCUUCUUUUGGAGCGCCUCAUGUUGUCCAGUGACGUUUGCAACCCCACGGUGUGCAGAAAAUGCGGCCUGUUCAGUCGGCCGGACUGGUGCAAGCUUUGCGGCAGCGCGGAGUGGGUGACUUCAGUGCGUUUGCCCUAUGCUUGCAAGCUGCUGUUCCAAGAGAUGCAGGCCAUGAACGUUUGCUGCAAGCUGCAGUUAGCUGAGCGAUGA
Molecule: messenger RNA, 6402 nt
Organism: Effrenium voratum
Lineage: Eukaryota; Dinophyceae; Suessiales; Symbiodiniaceae
Source: the annotation of a GenBank genome assembly